AUGCUAGCCUUCCGGACCCAGGGCUAUAACGGCUACGGCGUUCAGUACCUGCCCUUUUUCGACGAUAAGCUUGCCGUGGCCACCGCGGCGAACUACGGGCUCGUGGGGAACGGACGCCUCUACAUCCUACAGAUUGACCCGCUGGGCAAUAUCAUCUCCCCGAUCCUGUGGGAGACUCAGGACGGACUUUUUGACGUUGCCUGGAGUGAAUUAAACGAAAACCAGGUAGCGGUGGCCAGUGGUGACGGCCUGAUUAAGUUGUUCGACGCUACCGUGGCGCAAUUCCCGGUGAUGAACUACCACGAACACACGCGAGAAGUGUUCAGCGUCAAUUGGAACAUGAGGGAUAAACAGAUGUUCUCUCUGGCAUCGUGGGACGGGCUGAUAAAAGUGUGGUCCGCUGACCGUGUCCAAUCGUUGGUGACAUUGCAACUGGCGAUGCCACAAGGUCCCCCUGGUCCUGCCGGUCCUGUGGGGGUGAACACCGCUACCGCUCAGCUGUCAGUACCCAUGAGCCAUCAAAAACAGCACCAGGGCACUGCAAACCCUAGUCAGUGCGUAUACACUGCCAUUUUCUCCCCCCACCAGCCGCAAGUGCUCAUGUCGUGCAACGGUGGUCUGAAAGUGCAAAUAUGGGACAUCCGUGCUCCCCAACCGCUCCAGCAAGAAUUUAUUGCCCACAAUGGCAUGGAGGCUCUUUCCUGCGAUUGGAACAAGUACCGGCCUACAGUGAUUUGUCUGGGAGGCACUGACAAGGCGGUGAGAGUAUGGGACUUGCGGAUGGUGGGCGCCGGCCAGGCGAAUAUCCGGGGCCCUACUCCCGUAAACGAGUUCAUUGGCCACCAGUUUGCCGUGAGAAAGUGUCAGUGGAGCCCCCACGACGGGCACGAGUUGGUGCUGGUGUCGUACGACAUGACGGCACGGGUGUGGCGUGACGAGAGCGACCUGGGGCGCCUGUUCAACGGCGGGGCGCUUGGGGUGAUGGGCAAGCACCGCGAGUUUGUCAUUGGUUGCGACUACAGCUUAUGGGGCCAGCCGGGGUGGGUCGCCACCACGGGGUGGGACGAGAUGGUGUACGUGUGGGACUCACAUAGACUUUAA
Diutina rugosa is the source of this 1101-nucleotide messenger RNA. It is a transcript of the gene PEX7, whose product is annotated as Pex7p. NCBI's taxonomy places the organism in Eukaryota, Fungi, Ascomycota, Pichiomycetes, Serinales, Debaryomycetaceae. The record is from RefSeq and is a predicted model, not a curated record. Gene Ontology annotation, biological process: protein import into peroxisome matrix. Gene Ontology annotation, cellular component: peroxisomal matrix; cytosol. Bases 1 to 1101 code for a protein of 366 amino acids. Gene Ontology annotation, molecular function: protein binding. The transcript has a single exon.